AUGGAUGCCCAAGGCCUGAGAGAAGAUCUCCGCCUGUUUCAGAGCACUCUGCUCCAGGAUGGACUCAAAGAGCUUCUGAAUGAGAAUAAGUUAAUUGAUUGUAUCUUAAAGGUUGGAGACAGAAGCAUCCCUAGCCAUCGGCUCAUUCUGGCAGCAUGCAGUCCGUAUUUCAGAGAGCUCUUCUUCUCCGAGGAUGGCAAGGAAGUGGACAGAAAGGAGGUUGUUCUGGAGAACCUUGAUCCCAGCAUUAUGGAGGCGAUAGUGAAUUAUCUGUACUCGGCUGAGAUAGACAUCAACGACAAUAAUGUUCAGGAUAUUUUGGCUGUUGCCAAUCGCUUCCAGAUCCCCUCGGCAUUCACGGUUUGUGUGAAUUAUCUCCAGAAGAAGGUGACCAGGAAGAGCUGCCUUGCUAUCUACAGGUUGGGACUGAUGCUGAACUGUGCCAGGCUGGCAAUGUCGGCCAGGGAUUACAUUGCUGAUCGCUUUGAGGCCGUCAACAAGGACGAGGAGUUCUUGGAGCUUGCUCCACAUGAGCUUUUUGCCAUCAUCGGAGCUGAUGCCUUGAAUGUGGAAAAAGAAGAGGUGGUCUUUGAGUCUCUCCUGAAGUGGAUCAAUAAAGACAAAGAAAAGCGCACAAAGUUCUUGGAAGAGGCUUUUGAGUACGUUCGUUUUCGUCUGCUUCCAGAGAAGUACUUCAAGGAAAAAGUGGAAAAAGACGAAUUGAUAAAAGCUAAUCCCGAGCUUCUCAAGAAGAUGAAAGUCAUCAGGGACGCAUUUGCUGGAAAACUACCUGAGAAGAAAAAGGGACAAGAUGAUGUUGAGGGAGAGGAAGACGAGUUGCCAGGUUACCUGAAGGAUGACCGCAGAUAUGGCAUGUAUGCCAAAGACAUGAUUCUCAUGAUUAAUGACACCGCUGCUGUGGCCUACGAUAGUCAAGAGAAUGAAUGUUUCCUUGUAGCAAUGGCUGAGCAAAUCCCCAAAAAUCAUGUCAGUGUCACGUCUAAGAAGAACAAUCUGUACGUGGUGGGAGGACUGUUUGUAGAUGAAGAGGACAAAGGAAAUCCCCUGCAGUGUUACUUCUAUCAGCUGGACAGUUUUGCUGCUGAAUGGACAGCUCUGCCACCCAUGCCUUCACCCAGGUGUCUAUUUGGCAUGGGCGAAUUUGAAAACCUCAUCUUUGCUGUGGCAGGAAAAGAUUUACAGUCCAGUGAGUCUCAUGAUACCGUCAUGUGCUACGACACUGAAAAAAUGAGGUGGACAGAAACAAAAAAGCUGCCCGUAAAAAUCCACGGCCACUGUGUGGUCUCCGAGAACGGCUUGGUGUACUGUGUUGGAGGAAAAACCGAUGACAAUAAAGCAACCAAUAAGAUGUUUGCAUACAACCACAAGAAGUCAGAGUGGAAGGAGGUUGCUUCCAUGAAGACCAAGAGAUCCAUGUUCGGAGCAGUCCUCCACAAAGGGAAGAUUGUUGUUGCUGGAGGAGUCAAUGAAGAUGGUCUGACUGCUACGUGUGAAGCCUAUGACUUUGGGACCAACAAGUGGUCACCUUUUACUGAGUUUCCUCAGGAGAGGAGUUCAAUGAACCUGAUCAGCUGCAGCGGGCUUCUGUACGCUGUAGGAGGCUUUGCCAUGUUGGAGAAUGACAACAAAGAGUGUGCACCUACUGAGAUCAUUGACAUUUGGCAGUAUGAAGAUGACACAAAACAGUGGACUGGCAUGAUCAGAGAGAUGCGUUACGCAGCUGGAGCCUCGUGUGUCUCCAUGCGUCUAAAUCCUGCCAAAAUGCCCAAACUGUAA
Molecule: messenger RNA, 1797 nt
Organism: Nematolebias whitei (Rio pearlfish)
Lineage: Eukaryota; Metazoa; Chordata; Actinopteri; Cyprinodontiformes; Rivulidae
Gene: klhl41a
Product: kelch-like family member 41a
Exons: 6
Coding region: 1-1797 (598 amino acids)
Molecular function (GO): protein binding
Source: RefSeq, a predicted model, not a curated record